GACAACAAAAUUCAGAAAUGGCGCUGCCCUUGAUUAAGACGAUUCGACAAGAUAUCUGUUUGUAUCGCCGAUUUCUUGUUUCUUCAUAUUUCACCGCAACGCGUAUAGUAAUGAAUAAUAAAUCUGCCACCGUCGAUGAAACACUUGCCAAAAACCCUUAUUUCGAAAAAUAUGCGUCGAAAAUAACUACAUUACAACAGAAUGAUCCGCAGAAGUUAGCUGAAAAGCUAGAGCAACUCACAAGUUCUAAAACUGUUUCUUCUAAAACGCCUGUAAGUGAAGUUAGCUCUAAGUUUUCUGCUGCUGCUCCCUGCCCCAAGAAACCAGAAGCCCAAGAUUCUAAGGCUAGAUUCAUGCACAGCAAAACCAAAGAAUUAAAUUCCAUAAUGAAGACUGAGCUUUUGGAGGACAAGAACUUUGAGGAAAUCAAACAAAUAUGGCAUGAAUACUUCAAAGAUAAAAUUUCAGUAUCAGGGGUGCUGACUAAACCAAUUUAUGAUCAGCUAAAUACUCGAGCCAUGCAAUAUCCCACAUUUCUCUUCCCACUACCGAGAGAUGAAGGAUAUGAAUUUCUACUAUGUCAGUUUGCGGGAAAUGAAGCUCACUUUACCUCGCUCAUCAAUUUUCAGCAGACUUACGGUGAAAACGCGCCAGAAUGUUUGACAGUGGUCUUCUUUCCCGAUUUGGCAGAACAGAAAAACAUCGUCCUAUUCCGAGGAGACUAUGAUAAGAAUAUUCUGAAUGCCAUUGAAGCACAGUGUUUAGUAAAUCAAAUAGUGCUCUACUUCGCACAGCCGAGCGAAAGAAAACUUGAUUUGUUGGAGCGAUUCAACAAACAACCGGAUACCUUUCAACACAUGGAAUUAGUACAGGAACUAGAGAAUAUCAAGUUAGAUUGAUUCUUCUAUAAAUGGUGGAAAUGUACAUUGGUGAGUGGAUGUUGGCUCUCCUCACGAAUAUCUCUGUGCAAGGCUCUUUUCUAUUAGGGAAAAUAAAUUUCUUGUCUGCUUGAAAGUUGAAACCCCACGAUGCUCAAUGUUGAGUCACAUGCGAGAUUGGGUAAGAUAUGAUUUUAUCGUAGCUUGUUCUGUUCGUGUCCAAAGAAGGAAUUAUGAUUCUAUAUCUCCUUCUUUGUUGGGAAGGCCACAUGUUUUUUUUCUCUUGUUUGUUUUCUUAACCACUAGCAACAUAUUAGCGUUUUCAAUUUGGAAACAAUCGUUCUUUUUUUAAUUUAUGCUACAGUUAUGGUAGAGGUCCAAAAGCACCGACGCAAAAUAAUUUUGGUAAGUCUAUUUAUUUAAUAUCAUAUUUCUAAAGAUCAGCUUUAAUACGUAAAUUGGCUAAGGAUUUAUGCCUAUCGCCUGUACUGAAUUUUGGUUAUUAGAUCAAUUGGGUUUAAUCAUUCUAAAAUUGCGCAUGAUCGUACCGCUUUGAAAUAAUGUCAUAAACAAUUUAAGAAAGUACUUGUUUUAAUUAUGAUUAACCUGUUAGACUUGGAUUUAACGUUUAUUAAUACGCUUAUUUCGAUAGAUUUAUUAUUAUCAACAUUAUGCGGGAUAUGUUAUCAAGCACGUUUUAUUUAAAAAAAAAAUUAGUUUUGAGUCCUAAUUUUUCAGUAAUCUUACGUCUGUAAAUUAACUAUGCUAGAUCAACCAGUUGAUUAACAACUUCAUUCAAUUAGGAAAUUUCCAACUUGGUGUUUUGACAGCAGUAGUACACACCUUUCUUUCUUGUGUUGCUCAACACACACCUUUCUGUAAAAGGAACGGCUUAAAUAGCCUAAGGGGGGAUUGAGAUGCUAGCUUAUUGGUUCGCUGUCCUUUCAUAAGUUUUUAGCGAAAAACACGAAAGGGGUAAAGCUUCGGACACCAUUUCUUCGGUGAAGCCUGUCGUUGGGACUAUAAAAGGAGAUGCCUUUGCGCUGAGAGUUGAUAACUCGAUAUAAAGAGUUUGCGCUAAACAGUUGCCUCCUUCAGCUCUGGACUACUCAUCAAGUAAAAUCGGCGAUACUUUUCUAACACAUUAUGAAGAUUCUGUUGGCGUGCCUUUUAUUGGCCAUUUCCUUGAUUUCUUCGUGUUCCUGUGCCUGCUCCUUUGAUCCGGAAACCGGAACUUCCACUUGUGAGACCUAUACGCAGUGGACGGAAGGCGUGGGCGGCGCAGUCUCCUGGGCGAAAGAUUGUGAUUUUACUGGACAUGACGUAGCGAAGAUUGAUGGUCCCGAGCAUAACUGCGGUAAACUUUGUUACGACUAUUCCGGAAGCAAAUGCACGCACUUUACUUGGAGCAAAGGCAUUUGUUACAUCAAGAGCAAUGCCAGGAAAAAGGCGGAAGAACCGAGCAAAAGUCCUGGAGACGUCUGUGGUUAUGUUGUAUCGCGCACUGACUUUGUACGAGUCGGCUAGUGAUAUGGGUAUGCUUUUGUGUUUGGUUUUUAUAAUGUAUCACUGGAUAGACAUCAAAUAUAAUAUGCCUUAAAUGGCAUUAGAUGCAUGCCCUAA
This is a messenger RNA of Daphnia pulicaria, 2501 nucleotides long. Its product is annotated as ATP synthase mitochondrial F1 complex assembly factor 1-like. The record is from RefSeq and is a predicted model, not a curated record. The transcript has 8 exons. Gene Ontology annotation, cellular component: mitochondrion. Gene Ontology annotation, biological process: mitochondrial proton-transporting ATP synthase complex assembly. The coding region runs from base 18 to 899 and encodes 293 amino acids. NCBI's taxonomy places the organism in Eukaryota, Metazoa, Arthropoda, Branchiopoda, Diplostraca, Daphniidae.